GGCUCACGCCCCGCCCCGCCGGCUCCUCCUCAAGCUGGGAGGGACGUGCCGGGGUCGCGGCCCUCAGCAGUAGCCGGAAGUGGGAGGUGACUCCCGGCGCGAGCUGGGGCCGGGGCUCCUGCUCCUCCCGCCAUGCUGUCCGGGUGCAGGCGGGCGCUGCCGGCCGCCCUGCGCCUCGCGGUGCGGGGCUGGACAGGGGGCGGCGGCAGCAGGCGGGUCAGCACCAGCUGGUCCCCGGUGGGCGCCGCCUUCGAUGCCAAGCAGCAGCAGCGCAGCCGGCUGACGGGCCAGAGCACGGGUCUAUUUGGUGUUCCAGAAUUGAGUUCUCCAGAAGGAUUUCAAGAGGCACAAGAAAAAGCAUUACAAGAAACUGAACAGCUAGUCCAGAAAGCAUGUACUACACCUCCUGGGCCACAGACAGUAAUGAUUUUUGAUCAGCUUUCAGAUGCAUUGUGCAGAGUAGCAGACUUGGCUGACUUCGUGAAAAUUGCCCACCCUGACUUUGCAUUCAGAGAGGCUGCUGAAGAAGCCUGCAGAAACAUUGGUACCAUGGUAGAAAAGUUAAAUACAAAUAUCGAGCUGUGCCAAAGUUUGAAACAGUUGCUGGCUAAUAAAGGGGUUAUGGAUUCCCUAGAUCCAGAAACCAGGCAAGUGGCAGAACUUUUUAUGUUUGAUUUCGAGAUCAGUGGUAUUCAUUUGGAUGAAGAAAAGCGUAAAAGAGCAGUGGACCUCAACAUCAAAAUAUUGGAUUUAUGUAAUCAAUUUCUUAUUGGAGCUCACCUGCCCAACAAGAUUGACAAACACAUUUUACCAGAACACAUUCGCUAUAACUUUGCAGUUGAAGGCAAUUACGUACAAAUCGCCGGUCUGCAUGCAGACUGUUCCGAUGAUCUGGUACGAGAAGCUGCUUAUAAGAUUUUUCUUUACCCAAAUGCUGAGCAACUGCGCUGCUUAGAGGAACUGCUUACCAGCAGAAACCAUCUGGCACAGUUAGUUGGCUAUAAUACCUUUGCCCACAGGGCUCUUCAGGGAACAAUGGCCAGAACUCCAGAGAAGGUAAUGCAAUUUCUUGAGACGCUUUCUAACAGAUUGUUUCAACGAACUCUAAAAGAUUUUGAAAUGAUGGAAGGGAUGAAGAUGAAACUAAAUCCCCAAAAUUCAAAAUUGAUGCCUUGGGAUCAUCCCUAUUACAGUGGUGUCCUGCGUGCUGAAAGGUAUAACAUCGAGCCCAGUUUGUACUGUCCAUUUUUCUCUCUUGGGGCAUGUAUGGAAGGUCUGAACUUCUUGUUCAAUCAGCUCCUAGGAAUCUCUCUCUAUGCAGAGCAAACUGAGAAAGGAGAGCUCUGGUGUGAAGAUGUUCGCAAACUGGCAGUUGUCCAUGAAAAUGAGGGUUUACUGGGGUACAUCUACUGUGACUUCUUCCAACGAGCAGACAAACCACAUCAGGACUGUCACUUUACAAUUCGUGGAGGCAGGUUAAGGGAAGAUGGAGAAUACCAGCUCCCUGUUGUUGUUCUUAUGCUGAGUCUGCCCCAUUCGACUAGGAGUUCACCCACUUUACUAACCCCUGGCAUGAUGGAGAAUCUGUUCCAUGAAAUGGGACAUGCUAUGCAUUCCAUGCUGGGACGAACUCGGUACCAACAUGUCACUGGGACCAGAUGUCCUACUGAUUUUGCUGAAGUUCCCUCUAUCCUGAUGGAGUAUUUUGCAAGUGACUAUCGAGUGGUUAAUCAGUUUGCAAGGCAUUAUCAGACUGGCCAGUCACUGCCAAAAAGCAUGGUGUCACGACUCUGCGAAUCUAAAAAGAUUUGUGCUGCAGCUGAUAUGCAACUUCAGGUCUUUUAUGCUGUCUUGGACCAACUCUACCAUGGGGAACAUCCUCUAAAGAGGUCAACCACAGAAAUUUUAAAGGAAACCCAGGAGAAAUUUUAUGGAUUACCAUAUGUACCAAACACUGCCUGGCAACUGAGAUUUAGCCAUCUUGUGGGAUACGGUGCCAAGUACUACUCCUACCUCAUGUCCAGGGCCAUUGCCUCCAUGGUAUGGAAACAGUGUUUUGUGAAGAACCCAUUUGACAGGGCAAUGGGUGAGCGUUAUCGCAGAGAGAUGCUGGCACAUGGUGGUGGAAAAGAGCCCAUGCUCAUGGUUCAAGGUAUGCUUCAGAAGUCUCCUUCUGUUGAAGACUUUGUGGGCGCCCUUGUUUCAGAUUUGGAUCAGGACUUUGAAACGUUCUUCAUGGACUCAGAAUAACAUGGAACUGAACUGAUUGUUUUUAUAGAGGACUAUACCAGUCUUAACAAUGAUGGACAUAGUACUGCCGUGGCUAUUUGUUUCUGCUUCUCAAUGAACAGUUGUGAAACAACAAAUAAAAAUUAUUAUUUGUAGAAUCUUUAAAUAAAUAAUGUGUUUUAAUGGA
Molecule: messenger RNA, 2416 nt
Organism: Chelonia mydas (Green sea turtle)
Lineage: Eukaryota; Metazoa; Chordata; Testudines; Cheloniidae
Gene: MIPEP
Product: mitochondrial intermediate peptidase
Exons: 19
Coding region: 133-2250 (705 amino acids)
Biological process (GO): peptide metabolic process
Cellular component (GO): mitochondrion
Molecular function (GO): metalloendopeptidase activity
Source: RefSeq, a predicted model, not a curated record